UGAACCAUGCUUUUAGAUAAAAAAAAAAGUAAUGUUACUAAAGAGAGAAGUGUUUUAGAAUAAGAAUAAUAAGAAAUGUCAAAGAAGAAGAUAAGCCUAACAAAGUUAAAGACUGUCGCAAACAAAAGUGGGGAGAAGAAACAGAUAACAAUCUCCAAGUUUUUCUCAGCGCCUCGUCAACAUCCCAGACAAAACGGGAUUGUGCAAGAGGACAUUGACAGCUCUGUCGUUGUCAUUGAUGAUGACUCACCAAAGAAACAAGAUAUACAGGAUACAAAAGGUGGAAGAAAAAGAGUCAAUAAAAGCAAAGCAGAAGCUUGUGAAAGUAAAAGAAAAUGCUUCUAUCCACCCCAUCAAUCUACCUUAUCAAAGCCUGUCACAUCACAAGAUAUACCUAGCACUUCCUAUUUUGAAUAUGGAAAAGGAGAAUCAAACCAUGGAGUUUCGGCUUCUACAAAAUCAAAACUGAACAAAUUUCAAAUAGAUGAGGUUUCCAAUUUUCCUGCUGUCAAAGAUAUAAAAACUUUUGUUCCAAGGCAAUCUUUGUUAGAUAUAAGUAUUGAUGAUGAUCAAGUUGAUAUUCAGAAAGGGGUUAUCAGUUCUAGUGGUAAUAAUAGUGAUGAUGAGCAACUCUCUACUUCAAAGAGCUUGACAGGUUUACAGAAGUUUGCUGCUGCUACAAGGGGAAAAGCCCAAGUUAACAAAAGAACCAAGACUAAAUACACACCCCUAGAACAACAGUUCCUUGAACUGAAAGAAAAAUACCCUGACACUUUGCUGUUUGUGGAAUGUGGGUACAAGUAUAGGUUCUUUGGAGAGGAUGCAGAGAACGCUGCAGAGGUCCUGAAGAUUUACUGCCACCAAGACCACAACUUUAUGACAGCUAGCAUCCCUGUCCAUCGACUGUUUGUACAUAUAAGAAGACUUGUAGCUGCUGGGUAUAAGGUAGGAGUUGUGAAGCAGACAGAGACAGCAGCACUUAAAGCUUGUGGAGACAACAAGAGUGGUCCAUUCACCAGAGAACUCUCAGCCAUGUACACCAAAUCCACACUGUUUGUGAAUACUUCAGAAGAACUGCAAGGGGAGAUAAAUGCAGAGAGAAGCAGCAGCGAGUAUCUGAUGUGUGUGUAUGAUGUUCCUCAUGACAAAGUCUCAAAGCACCAAACAAUAGGUAUCCUUGCCGUGCAGCCUUCAACAGGGGAUGUUAUUUAUGACAGCUUUGAAGACUCAGACCUUAGAAGUCAGCUGGAGACGAGAAUUCUUCACAUUCAACCAGUGGAGUUAUUAACCAGUAAAACACUGUCUGAUGCAACCCUGAAACUGUUAUCAGAUAUUGCAGCUUUGAGGUCAACAGAUGAUGACAGACUGAGACAAGAGCAGUGUGAUGACGAGGUGUUUGAAUUCAGAUCAUCAUUUACAGCAGUGUCAGAAUUCUACAAGGCACAUGGGAAAGACCCCUCUGUUGUACAAUCAGUGAUCAAUCUUCCCCCUCCUGUCAUCAGCUGUUUAGCUGCUGUGUUGAAAUACUUGAAAGACUUUGGACUUCAAAAAGCCCUACAGGACUCAAGCAAUUUUACACAGUUUUCAGAAAAGUUGAAGCAUCUUCACUUGCCAGGGAACACUGUAAGAAAUCUGGAACUUUUUUGUAACCAGAAUGAUGGCAAGGAGAGGGACUCAUUGUACUGGUUAAUGAACCAGACCGUGACAAAGUUUGGUGGCAGAAAGCUCAAGGCCUGGCUUACUCAUCCUCUUAUGGACAUCAAAGAAAUUUUAAUAAGACAAGAAGCAGUGAAUAGAAUUUUAGACAAUAUCAACUCCAGUGUUCUUGGUAAAUUUCGAAGCAUUCUCGGAAAAUCACCUGAUCUGGAAAGAGGAUUAUGCUCAAUAUUUUAUGAAAAGAGCAGUGUACAAGAAUUCUACUCCGUAUCCAGGUCCCUGUCCACAGUGCUGAGUGAAGUAGAGGAAGUGAAGAAAUGGCUGACUGACAACUUGAACUGUUCUUUACUGCAACAAAUUUUUAAUGAUAUUCCUGAUCUUCUCUCUGACAUCAAACAGUUUAAGGAAUCACUUAAUGAAACUGCUGUUAAGGCAAAUGACAAAACCAAAAUUUUUAUAAAUGAACAAGAUUUCCCGGACAUUGGAAAGAGGAAGAAACAAAUUGAGGCAGUAAGGACAGAAAUUUUGGAUCAUCGACGAGAAAUCCGCCUUCUACUUCGUCAGCCUUCUCUAGACUAUGUCACAGUAAUGGGAAUAGAGUACCUGAUAGAAGUCAAGAAUGCCCACAUAAAUCUGGUUCCCAAUGACUGGGUCAGAAUCAGCAGCACAAAAACAGUGACCAGAUUUCACUCUCCAUUUAUUGAAUCCAAAGUGAGGGAGCUGAGUCAGCUUCAGGAACAGCUGGUGUUAGAUUCACAGGCAGCUUGGUUGUCCUUUCUACAACAAUUUAAUGAGGGAUUUAGAAGAUAUAAAACAGCUGUAGAUCAUCUGGCUACAUUUGACUGCUUGUUUUCUUUGGCAUUUGUUGCCAAGCAUCAGGCCUUCUGCAGGCCAGACAUACUUGCAGAUGAUAUAUGUAUAGAAAUAAAACAAGGCAGACACCCUGUAAUUCAGCACUUGAUUGGAGAGUGUGGACAAUAUGUAGCCAAUGAUACAAAUUUAAAGGGUUCAUCAGAAAGAGUGAUGAUCAUUACUGGGCCAAACAUGGGUGGUAAGAGCUCCUUCAUCAAACAGGUAGCCAUCAUAUGUAUCCUGGCUCAGAUAGGUUCUUACGUUCCAGCUGAUUCAGCUAGAAUAGGCAUCCUGGAUGCCAUAUUUACAAGGAUGGGAGCAGCUGAUGAGAUCUUCAGUGGUAGAAGCACUUUUAUGGUGGAGCUCCAGGAAACCUCAGAUAUCCUAUCACAAGCUACCUCACACUCGCUGGUUAUUCUGGACGAACUUGGGAGGGGAACCAGUACACAUGAUGGUGUUGCAAUUGCCUAUGCCACCUUGGACUACUUUAUCUCAAAGGUUCAGUGCCAAACGUUAUUUGUGACACAUUAUCCAAUUCUGGCAGAGUUUGAAAAGUUGUACCCUCGGAAUGUUGGCAAUUUUCACAUGGGAUUUAUUGUACAUGAAGACAAUGGAUCAGAUGAUGAAGACAAACAAACAAUUACUUUCCUUUACCAGCUGGUAAGAGGAAUGGCAGCAAGGAGUUAUGGCUUAAAUGUUGCUCGACUUGCUGGAAUACCCCAAAGUAUUAUAAAAACAGCAGCUCAACUGUCGUCACAGCUGGAGGAUAAGAUCCAGAAAAGAAGAUUAGAACUGGAAGCCUUUCGAAGAAUGAUGUUGGAAACUGAUGACAACAAACUCCUUCAGUAUACCAAGACAUUUUUGGAAUCAAACACUGGGCAGAGUGAUCCACCAAACUGAAUUUUAAUUAUGUAAUAUGAACAAAAUAAAUUAUAGAAGCAA
This is a messenger RNA of Saccostrea echinata, 3450 nucleotides long. Its product is annotated as DNA mismatch repair protein Msh3-like. The coding region runs from base 76 to 3408 and encodes 1110 amino acids. Gene Ontology annotation, molecular function: ATP-dependent DNA damage sensor activity; mismatched DNA binding; ATP binding. Gene Ontology annotation, cellular component: nucleus. The record is from RefSeq and is a predicted model, not a curated record. Lineage: Eukaryota; Metazoa; Mollusca; Bivalvia; Ostreida; Ostreidae. Gene Ontology annotation, biological process: mismatch repair; mitotic recombination. The transcript is spliced from 21 exons.